Messenger RNA from Anopheles maculipalpis, 1106 nucleotides. It is a transcript of the gene Zip99C, whose product is annotated as zinc transporter ZIP13 homolog. The coding region runs from base 1 to 1089 and encodes 362 amino acids. Gene Ontology annotation, biological process: intracellular zinc ion homeostasis; zinc ion transmembrane transport. NCBI's taxonomy places the organism in Eukaryota, Metazoa, Arthropoda, Insecta, Diptera, Culicidae. The transcript has 4 exons. Gene Ontology annotation, molecular function: zinc ion transmembrane transporter activity. The record is from RefSeq and is a predicted model, not a curated record. Gene Ontology annotation, cellular component: membrane.
AUGAUGAACAUAACGAAUAGCUUUCUGGACGAAACGUUUGGCUAUCUGUACCGGGAGAUGAAUCAAUUUGUGCCAGAGUUUAUCGGUACGAUCGGAUACAUUCCGUGGGUAUACUCGCUGCUUGGAUCGGCCCUGAUCGGACUGUCCGGCAUACUGCCGAUGUUCAUCAUACCGGAUGUGCCCAAAAAUGGCAAAGAAUCGGAGCUGAGUGAUCCGGCCGAAUCCAAAACACUCAAGGUACUGCUAAGCUUCGCCGUCGGGGGUUUGCUGGGCGAUGUGUUUCUACAUCUGCUGCCCGAAACCUGGGAACACGAGGUAGCCGCCGGUCCGACGGCCGAUGGUCAUCCAUCGCUACGCAGCGGCCUGUGGGUACUUUCCGGCCUGCUACUCUUUACCAUCGUGGAAAAGAUAUUUUCCGGCUAUGCGAACGUUGACGAGCAGAACCCACAGCCAAAGUGUGUUGAGAUUGCGACCUGCCUGUUACGGCGCAGCGGUGGUAAGCUGCCGGAAGGUUUCGUUGGCUGCGGUGGCGAUGGUAAGGGUGCGUGCGAUAUCGAGGACGUACCGAACGGAUGCUUCCUGGCGGGCAAUAGUGAAACGAGUGCCGCACGCGAUGAAUCCGGCCACAAGAAGGUGGCAGGCUACCUAAAUCUGUUGGCCAACUCGAUCGAUAACUUUACGCACGGUUUGGCUGUUGCUGGUUCGUUUUUGGUGUCGCUACAGCACGGUCUACUUGCAACGUUCGCCAUUUUGUUGCACGAAAUUCCUCACGAAGUUGGCGACUUUGCGAUUCUGCUACGGUCCGGAUUUAGCCGUUGGGAUGCGGCCAAGGCUCAACUACUUACUGCUGGGGCCGGUUUACUUGGUGCGCUGGUCGCGAUCGGUGGUAGUGGAGCAACGACUGCACUGGAAGCGAAAACCUCCUGGAUCGCUCCGUUUACUGCCGGUGGGUUUCUGCACAUUGCGCUCGUGACGGUGCUACCGGAUCUGCUGGACGAAUCGAAUCCUUGGGAAUCGUUCAAACAGUUGGCUGCUCUGCUGCUCGGUAUUGGACUGAUGGCGUUUAUGACCAUUUAUCUGGAACACUAAAAAGAGAAAGAGAGAGA